Messenger RNA from Linum tenue, 934 nucleotides. NCBI's taxonomy places the organism in Eukaryota, Viridiplantae, Streptophyta, Magnoliopsida, Malpighiales, Linaceae. The record is from the annotation of a GenBank genome assembly.
CUCUUCUCCUUGAGUUCUCACCAAGCCCAUAUAUCGCAGUGGAGCCCUCCGCCUCCAGAAGAGCCAGCCCUAAAUCCAUGUCCAGGAGCCAUUCGCUAUCGCAAUUGCAGGCGCUCACAGUCGAGGCGGCGGCUGCUUCACUCUCCUCUGCUUCUUCCUCUUCCUCUUCUGCAUCUCUACAAUGCAGGUUACUUCCAAGGCGUUGGAGACGAACCCAUUUACCCCCAAGGCGGCUCUGGUGGAACAAGGAGAUCAGGAGUAAUUAACGUUCUUCUCCAAUUUUGCCCAGUUGCCGGCUCCGCCUCCUCGAUACUCUCUGUUGCCGUUAAUUCUCCUCUGCAAGUCUCUUGUUCAAGAAUGGCGGUGAUAGUCUUCAACCCUUGUUCAAGAAUGGCGGUGAUAAUGUUCCCAAAGUAGGAAUUUCGAUAAUAGUUAGUGUGUUGAGGUUUCAAUCAAUGCUUUACAGGUCCAAUUAAAUGGAUUCCAGUAAAACCAAGCAUCCCAAAACUAAGUAAUCAAGUAGUGAGAAGAGCGACCCUCAGGCCCCAGAUAGCGACCGUCGGAGGAAGACGGCGGCGACGAUUCCGAUUCUUCCUCCGAUGUCAUCAACACCGAGGAAGGUCCCAGUUGCUCUGUUAACAGCAUCCUCGCCGCUUCCUCUCCAUUCAGCUCAACCCAUCAACGACGGAGCCUGAUCAGUGACUGAAGUUGUCGCCUGUCGGAAGCGGAGGCACCGGCGCCGUCGAAGCAAGCCGCCCAGCCAUGGAAGAGCAGGAACACGUUGUAGCACAAGUUACGUUUUAGUACCUUAAAAAAUUUGUUUUACAUUUUAGUACCUAAAAAUAAAACAUUUACAAACAGGUCCAAAGUAAUGGGUACCCAUACUCAACCCAUACCCAUUUUCAAAUCUAAACACUAUCCAAACCCAACUCUA